AAUGGACUGCCCAAUUAAGGUUAGCUAAUUAAAGUCUGUUACAGAAUAGAAGGAAGUCUUUGAUAAAUUAUUCAAGAUGCCUACCUAACAUGUUUAAAGAUCUUAAUAAAAAUACUAAUCAAAAUCUGAUUUAAUAAAUGAAUUGCGCCAAGAGAAUUAUGAGUUGAAAAAUACUAUUACUGAAUUAAAGGAUAGGAUUUAAGAGUUAGAAUAACAAUUAAAAGAAAAGUAGAAUCUCUAAAUUGAGGAAGAAAAUCAAGAAAUAAUUUCAGUUGAAAAACCAUUAUAAGAAAUGAAUGAAGAAGAGAAAUCUCUUCAUUUUGCUUUAAUGCUUUAAGAACAAGAAGAAAUGGAAUUUUAAAAUCGUUUAAUAUAGUAAAAAAUACUAUAAUAUAAAAUAUAGAAUGCAAAAUAAUGUUGAUUUAGAUGAAAUGAGUUAUGAAUAAUUACAAGAACUUUAAGAUAAAAUGGGUUUUGUCAGUAGAGGAUUGAUGGAAAAUCAAAUAUAAAUACUACUUAAAUAAUGCACUAUCACAAAUAAAACAGUUGAUUGGUAUAGCAAUUAAGGUCUAAUAUUAUAGUUGUACAAUAUGUUUAGAAGAAAGUGGAAAUCCUGUUGAAAUUCAAUUAGAAUGUGGACAUGUGUUUCAUAAGGAAUGCAUUUCUGAAUGGUUAUCUAGAGAAAAACAUUGUCCUGUGUGCAAGAGAGAUGUUGAUUUUGGAAAAAUAAAGUGAAA
This is a messenger RNA of Paramecium pentaurelia, 737 nucleotides long. The record is from the annotation of a GenBank genome assembly. NCBI's taxonomy places the organism in Eukaryota, Ciliophora, Oligohymenophorea, Peniculida, Parameciidae.